Molecule: messenger RNA, 1591 nt
Organism: Aspergillus aculeatus ATCC 16872
Lineage: Eukaryota; Fungi; Ascomycota; Eurotiomycetes; Eurotiales; Aspergillaceae
Product: acyltransferase family protein
Exons: 1
Coding region: 104-1477 (457 amino acids)
Biological process (GO): polysaccharide biosynthetic process
Cellular component (GO): membrane
Molecular function (GO): acyltransferase activity, transferring groups other than amino-acyl groups
Source: RefSeq, a predicted model, not a curated record
CUUUUUCUCCCUCCGUUUCUUAUCCCCUCCGCCUCUCCCGCUUUCAUCCACUGCCAUGCUGCAGUUUACCACUUCAUCAUCACAGCAUACCAUGCAGCAUACCAUGGACAAACCUCGCACGGCGUGGUUGGACGGCCUCCGCGGCCUUGCCGCCGCUAUCGUCGCCUUCAAUCAUUUCUUCAUGGGCGGGAUCUUCGACUUCGCCUUCCACUCCUACUGGGCGGACCCCGCGUCGGCCAACCGGCAUUUCAUCCAACUGCCCCCGAUCCGCCUGCUCUUCUCCGCCCACGCGAUGGUGGCGCUCUUCUUCGUGAUCUCAGGCUACGCUUUGAGCAUCAACCUGCUUCGUCUGCGCGAUGCGCCGCCGUCUUCCUCGCUGACCGCGUCGUCGUCCGCGACGAACCAGACACUACUCCGCGGGCUCUCCUCCGCGACGACUCGCCGGAUCUUCCGCAUCUAUCUGCCUGUCUUCCUUGUCGCCAUUCUCUCGCAGCUGCUGUUCUUCUGCGGCUUGUAUCACUGGUCGUUUGGUGACGAUGUCGUCUGGGGCCGUCGGCCGUGGACCGCGCCGCUGUUCCAUUUCACCUAUCUCUUGCGGUAUUUGUUGGACAUUGUGAAUAUCAUCCAGUUCCAUCAUAACCCCGGGCUGAAUGGACAGCUGUGGACGAUGCCGAUUGAGUUUCGUGGAAGUCUGAUGGUGUAUCUUGUCAUUCUGGGGAUGGCGUUCUGGAGGAAGGAGAUGCGCGUGGGCGGAGUGUUCGUGCUGGCGUUGUAUUUUCUGUGGUAUGGAAUCUGGGAUGGCGUGGGCUUUCUAGGUGGCUUGGGGGUUGCGGGGCUUGCUCAGGGGUUGCACUUGAGUAGUGAGGAUGCGGUGUUGGGCGAAGGGUGGUGGGUUGGGAGGAAGGAUGGCGAGGCUGGUCUGUCAAGCACGUCUGGUGGCCUGAAAGCAAAAGCAAGGAUGCUGGUGACAGGAUUCUGUUUUCUCAUGGGGCUGCAUCUGCUCUGCCUCGGGGAUGAUGGGGUACUUACGCCUGGGUAUCAAUGGCUGGGGUCGCUGCAGUCGCCCCGGUGGGAUGACGACUGGGCGAUCGUCAGUAAAUCCUGGAAGACGGUGGGGUCGGUGUUGGUGGUGUAUGCCAUCGAUCGCGUGGAGGUGCUGCAGAGGGCGCUGGAGAGGCCGACGCCGCAGUUCCUAGGACGCAUCUCGUUCUCGCUGUAUCUGGUGCAUCAGUCGGUGUAUCAUGUUGCCCGGGAUCCCGUGCGGAAUGGACUGUGGUGGAUUCUGACCGGGCGUGAGUAUCCAGCGACGGAUGAGGAGGCACUUGCUGGGGGUUUGGGGGUGUUUGUGGUCAGUUGGGGGGUUACGGCUGUGGUGAUGGGGGUGUUGGUGGUUUGGCUGUCGAGUUGGUGGACGAGGGUGGUCGAUGCCAGAUGUGUGCGGCUUUCGAAGAGGAUCGAUGAGUGGUUGUCUCGGUAGAGUGACUUUAAAUUUGCCCAAUAUGCAUCAAGCUUUCGUUGUAUAGACCAAUUUAUGCAGAUCAAUAUUCCAUUAAUAGACAUGACAGCGGUUGUGGUCAUCGAAGAAUCUGAU